This is a messenger RNA of Hemicordylus capensis (graceful crag lizard), 772 nucleotides long. RefSeq names its product single stranded DNA binding protein 1 (gene SSBP1). The coding region runs from base 205 to 651 and encodes 148 amino acids. The transcript has 7 exons. Gene Ontology annotation, molecular function: single-stranded DNA binding. The record is from RefSeq and is a predicted model, not a curated record. NCBI's taxonomy places the organism in Eukaryota, Metazoa, Chordata, Lepidosauria, Squamata, Cordylidae. Gene Ontology annotation, biological process: positive regulation of helicase activity; mitochondrial DNA replication. Gene Ontology annotation, cellular component: mitochondrial nucleoid.
GCGGGAAGGGGGUGUUCUUUGAGACCGGAAAUGCCGGCAAGGACUGUUCAGAUCUGUGUCUCUAUAAGCGCCUUCUACGUCUGUGGUUCGGUGGUGCUCAGCACGCGCUCGGCGGCCAACAAGGAGCGCCACGUGCGAGAGGGAGUGGAAUCGGCUUCCAGAACCAGGAGAGCACCCAAAGCCGAGUGAAAGAAAACAGCAGAAAUGUUGCGCAGGCCACUCCUGCAGGUCCUGCGUCAGUUUGUGAGACACGAGUCUGAGUCAACGAUGCCUUUAAUACUUGAAAGAUCACUGAAUCGCAUCCAGCUCCUUGGCCGCGUUGGGCAGGAUCCUGUCAUGAGACAAGUGGAAGGAAAAAACCCAGUCACCAUUUUCAGCCUUGCAACGAACGAGAUGUGGAGAUCGGGAGAAAGCGAGGUCUUCCAAGGAAGUGAUGUUACCCAGAAGACAUCAUGGCACAGGAUCUCGGUGUUCAGGCCGGGCCUAAGAGAUGUGGCUUAUCAGUACGUCAAGAAGGGCGCCCGAGUCUACGUGGAGGGGAAGGUUGACUAUGGUGAAUAUGUAGACAAAAACAACGUCAGGCGGCAAGCCACAACAGUCAUAGCAGAUAACAUUAUUUUCCUGAGUGACCACACUAAAGAAAAAGAAUGAGCUGUCAUGUUUUUGGACUGUAGCUGGUGUUCCUCUUAUUUUUGUAGCAUUUCCUGAUUCUGUAAUCAUGUCUGUUCCUAAAAUUUCUUUGCCAUCAUUAAAAAAAAUAUUUUGUACAAAU